AUAACGUAUCUGGUUAAAAUCUGCCGUCCCGGAAAUAGAAUAAAAGAUAUUUUAAGUGUUGUUGCUGUUGUUUUUUUCGUCAUAAAGUUUGGGUAAUUUAUCAAUUGAAGACUGGAGUAUGUAUAACGCAGCAUUAUAACGGAUUCUAAUGUCAUAAAAAUACGAUGAACAACAAAACCAACGUUUCGCGUUAAAUAAACGUUGUUUUGAAAGAAAUAUUAUUUUCUAUGUGCAUAUUUUGUGAUUAUUUAUUGACAUAAUAAACAGUUGAAUUCGUUAGCACCUGUUUAAAAAGUGUAAAAAAAUGGUUGCCUGGUCGACUGUGAUAAUUCCGGACGGAAACAGCUCGUCUUCUGAUGAAUCGUUAAAACACGGAAACACGAAACACGCAGAAACGCUGGAUGACACUCUGAAAUGUUACGUCUGCGAUGAAUUUUUCACCAAACCUAGAAUUCUUCCGUGCGGACACUCGUUUUGCUCGGAGUGCGUCCUAAAAUUGCGGGAAAAUGCGGUGAGCGAGUUCAACAAGUCACGUGACCAAAAUGCUCACAGGCGAGGGGACUGUGGGUAUUUCUCGUGCCCCUGGCCGAAUUGUCACUACACCAUGAGAAUAAUGAACGUAAACAGAUGGACGCUGAAAAACAGGGCGCUCGCUAAGGCGGUCUCAUUGGCAAAAAAGCGGGAGAAAGAGAAACAGGAAACAAGCGUCCAGACUGAUACAGAUUGGUCGCAGACAAUCGUCAAUAUAUCAUCUGCAGUCACAAAUCCGUUCGGAAAGCGCAACAAUUUACAGAAAAGGCAACCGGAAAUGUCGAUUCCGGACGUCAUUUACGCAUGCACGGUGAAAAACGCCGUGUCUAAGGAAAGUCUUACGGAAUCGACACAUUGGCGUCUGCCGCAAGAGAAUGGCGGGAAAAGCUCCACGUGGUCCUCAUACGUUUUUCUCGCGGGAAUGGCUUUAGUUGACCAGGUUCUGAAGCCAUUUUGACUGACAAAAAACAAUAAUUGCUGACGAUGUUUUAAUGUUCCUUGUGUAGAUUUUCAUUGUCCGCACCAUCCGUAACAUAAUAAUUGAAUCGCCAACAUUGUAAUUGCUUUCUAUGCGUCUAUAUGUACAAAAACGCAAAUUGGCUAGGGCUAAUUAAGCCGGGUUUCGAUACUUUCGGGCAAAAUUUAUUUGACUGGUGCCGAUCGUUAAGAGUAAAUUAAAACCUAUUAGUGAACUAUUUCCCACUUCUCUUGGGUUCAUUAACGUUAAAGGACCAUAUACUUGUGCGCUCGAAACACGAUCUAUCGUAAUUGAAUGCGCCGCUCAAUCCCAUUACAAGGUUUAUUUGCAUUAAAACAACAAAGAAUGCUGCAUUUAUCACGAUUUUCGCACACAUGGUAACGCGGUUUGCCUAUUGCGAUUGUAAACAAACUGGACCUAUUGCGAGUAAAUCGCUAUGUAAAUAUGCACGUAUGAAUACAAACGAAUUUGUGUUGAGACUCAAUAAAGGCGUCUAGACUGCGUGUUAUUAACACAAUAAGAUACGUUAUAAACACUAAUACUAGUGUGUCUUUAGUCAUCAAAAUCGCGUUUUAAUGAAUAUUCGGUUGUUUUUCGUUACAAGUUCUAACAGUAGAACGUAAAAAACCCUGCACAAAACUGUAUUCACAAAAGUCGUUUACAAAAUUUCGCGUCAUUGUCCAUGGGGACGUUUCAAUACACAUCGUAGUACACAUUUUCGAUACAUUUUUCGAAGAUACAUAAUUGCUAAAGGCCAUAUCAUAUGAUUAUAAAUUUUAAGUACUUAAUUAAUUACAUUGGCAUCUCAAGCGCCUUAUAUAUAUGACGAGCAUGGCGAGAUAUUUUGUCUACUUAUUAAGAUUACAAAAUUCUCUCGUUAGUUAAAAUUGUCGUUAAAAUUGUCGUACGAUCGUUUAUGAAACGGCCCCCAGAUUUGCUCAACAAGCUUCCUGAACCAGCCUCAUUACGUGCGUGGUGAUUGGGAAUGAAAUCCAUUGUAAAUGCCCUUCUUCUGAUUUCAGUUGAUCAUAUGCUAGUUAGUAAGAAAAGUUUGUGCAUUUAGUACUGAAAAACCAUAUAGCCCAGAAAAAGUGAGUUGGCUUACUGACCGCCUUGAAAUGACUGAUGAAAACGGCGAAAAAAAACACGAACUAAAGAGGCCAACAAACAAACUUAGCCCAGGACAGUGAGUUAGUUAACUGACCGCCAGGACAUGACUUAAAUACUGUUGAAAACGACGAAAACACAAUCUAAACAAUAGCACUACCCAGCACGUGGGGGCGUUCUCCGAUACCUAUUUACUUUUUUUUUCGAACCUAGUGUACGGAGAACGCCUAGCAAAAACGUGGCUUUAGCUUGCCUUCAAUGUUUACCGAUCUGUAUAGCAGUGAUUUUGGAAUAUGGAUUUUGUUAUACAUAUGUUUAAUGUGUUUGUAACACAUUGUUUAAUAACUUACUAGACAGUUUAUGCAAGUAUUUCAUGUCAACCAUUGCACGGGUUAUAGCACGUUGUCACCCAAUUCAUGUUGAUUGCACACAGUCCACAGCAAUUGCUAUGACAGCUAACAUAUGCGGAUAAACUUCCACUGUAAAAUACGAUGUCGUAUGUAUGUACAUGCUACCUAGUUACUAUUUGAUCGGCGUCAUGCGAAAAAGGGGCUUAAGCAAUUAGCGGCCAGUCUGAUCAGAAGCUGCACUGUCCUCUGUAAAGUCAUACAAGGUUUCUCGGUCUCAUAAGCGGACAGGGUUGCUUCUCACGGAUGCGCAUGAUUGGUCUGGAGCUACAUUGGCCGCAUAAGUCAUAAGACACAAUUUCGCACGACGCCGCUUAUUUAAAUGCAAUUGUGUUGCAUAUCACUUACUCUCACAUUCGACUCUUUAUGUGCACCAUAUGUCAGGUGAUAUAAUACUAUAUACGCCUCGCUCUGAGAAAACCAGGCUUAAUUCAUAUGCGUAGUGUUGUCCCAGAAACUCCUGUUUAUGCGGAAAAUGUCGUCCCUGAUUAGCCCGUGCGCAUUGCGUAUGCCAAUCUGGGACGACUCGUGCACGUUUUUCCAGAGCGAGGCACACAUUCAAUCCCAUAUGUUUGGUCACCAAGGACGAUGGAAGUCAAAAUUGAUGUGAUGUAUAUUUAACACUUGCUAUUUCUUUCAUGUUUUCGUAAUUUCGUUUCGAAAAUCGCUUAUAAAGUCGACAAGUUGUGUAACCCACGUGUAUCCGUUUCGUAUUACCGGUACACGAACGGAGUGUUGACACGUUCCAGUAUCACAAUGCACACACGGUACUUGAAGCAAUCUGUAGAGAUGGCACUGCCAGGCGAUUGUUGGAAGAAAUAGCAUACUGGUCAUGUACGUAAUUCCGGCCUGUACGUAAAAAAUCGGCCACCUAUGUAAAACCAUUUUCUUG
This is a messenger RNA of Dreissena polymorpha, 3415 nucleotides long. RefSeq lists its product as uncharacterized. NCBI's taxonomy places the organism in Eukaryota, Metazoa, Mollusca, Bivalvia, Myida, Dreissenidae. The transcript is spliced from 2 exons. Bases 305 to 988 code for a protein of 227 amino acids. The record is from RefSeq and is a predicted model, not a curated record.